GUUCGUCAUUGCUGCGUUCCCCCCCCGCACUCGAUACGAACGAGGUCUUUGCAUUUCACAAACGUCAUAGCAAAAGAGUGACACAAUGCUCAAACCCCAUCAUCAUCAUCGUCGUCACCAUAUAUGUAUUGUGCUCGUACCCAGACAUGUCAAGAGAAUCUUACUUGUUUUGAAUAUUUAUCAUCUCUGAAACAAACACCUGACGCAUUUUACCGGAACAGACUUCGACGUCUUCCUUCUCACUGAAUACUCCUCAAAUCCCUCGAAUCAAAUCAACAUGCCUCAACACCCGGCAGAAGAGACCGCUCCCUCCCACAUCUUUGACAAGGUGGCCAAAGAAUCUUCCGACUCAACCGCUUCUGAUGCCCCUCUGCACAAGGAGAAUGAGCAACCCGUCAAGCAGGCCGCUUCGGCUCAAGACCACAAGGGCCACGGUCCUCAACUUUCCGACAACUUGCCAGAAGCGAAAUCGAAAGACGAGUUAAAGGCAAAAGCGGCCGAGAUGAACAAAUAAGUGGUUCUUGGGUGUGAUGCACUCAUUACUGUAAAAUAGCAUGAAAUGUCAGAACAAGCGCGGCGGAGCAUAGCCCAGACCACGGCUGCAGCAUGACCGUAGGAAGGGUGGCAGGAAAAUAUAUACACAGGUUCUAAUGACCAAAAGAAAUUCAUCAUUGACCCUUGGUUCCCUGUUUGACCCAUCUUUGAUGAAGCGGAAAGUACAGAGGCACGACGAACAAUAUCCAAGGCCGGGGGCAUCACUCCGCUAUAACUGCCGAGUCAGCAAGUCGAACAAGGCAUCUGAACGUCAACGCAGGACGCAAUACGAGUAGUACAAUGUCCAAGAUAUGUGGGAGUGUCAACUACAGUAAACGAACGAACCAUGAAAGCAGACCGACAUGCGCCCAGUGGACCUGAUCAAAUGUGCUGCUUGAUCAAAAUAGCCACUGCGAUUGACUGUUCAGUAGACACUACACUCUCACUCUCAUACGUCCUAUCUUCGCACAAGUAUUGUAUCCUGCAUCGCCAGAUUCUGACCGUCAUUGUCUCUUGGACCAACGAGCGAGCUCACCCAUCGUGCCGACUGUAUUCUUUUUGUGCUUUAGAAAUACUAAGCAUUUCCUUAGCAUCAAGUGUUCAGAGCACUUGGAAAAGGUUCUGGGUUCUCGUCCCAGCU
This is a messenger RNA of Exophiala oligosperma, 1174 nucleotides long. RefSeq lists its product as uncharacterized. The transcript is spliced from 2 exons. Lineage: Eukaryota; Fungi; Ascomycota; Eurotiomycetes; Chaetothyriales; Herpotrichiellaceae. Bases 278 to 514 code for a protein of 78 amino acids. The record is from RefSeq and is a predicted model, not a curated record.